Messenger RNA from Andrographis paniculata, 1533 nucleotides. RefSeq lists its product as uncharacterized. NCBI's taxonomy places the organism in Eukaryota, Viridiplantae, Streptophyta, Magnoliopsida, Lamiales, Acanthaceae. The transcript has a single exon. The record is from RefSeq and is a predicted model, not a curated record. Bases 189 to 1415 code for a protein of 408 amino acids.
UACAAAGUCUUCCACUUCCCCUCACUCACUCAAAUCCGAAUCCCCAUUUUCACACACCAAUCCAUUCUACUAACCUCUGCAAUAAAUCCCCCAUUUAUAUUUAUUCCCUUCUCAAAUUCAGAUCCAAUCAAGAAUAUAUACACAUAGUUUCAAUACACAUAUUUGAGAGUAGCCGUUGUUUCACAAACAUGGCUCCACUCCAUUUGCACCUCCACAAGGUACUUCUCUUUCUCCUCAUCCUCACUUCAACUCUCAUUUCUGCCCACAACCCUUCCCCCAAAUCAAAAUUCUUGUUACAGUCCCAACAAGAUGAUGAUAAUGAUGAACACCAAACACAAGAUCAAGAUCAAGAUCAAGAACACCCACUACCAUCCAUCAAGAAAAAACCCAUAUCCAAGAACCUCACCAACCCCAUCAAACCCACCUCCAAUUCUGAUUCCAAUCCCAAACCCACUAAACUUUCUCCCAAGAAACUCAAUUCCACCUCCAAUUCUAAUUCCAAUCUCAAACCCACUAAACCAUCUCCCAAGAAACUCAAUUCCACCUCCAAUGGUGUCUCCUUAAACCCACCAAAAUUAUCCUCUCCCAAAAACAAAACCACUACAAAGAAAGAAAGCAAAGCCCAAUUACAAAGCGAGCCCAACAAACCCAAAUCCACUCCGGCCCAACAAAGGCCCAAUUCGCCCGCCACCGGCGGCGACGACGAAUACGACGUCGUUUCCGAUUUCCGGAACCUUCCGGUGAAAUUCCAGGAAUCAUUCUUACCAGACUUGGAGAAGAUCACCAAAUCCUCCAAAACCUACAUCGCCAGAUACAACAAGGAGUUCGCCAAGGGAUUCAAACCCUACGUCGGCGGAAAAUACGCUCCGGCGGCCGCCUCCGCCGUGUCCCUGGCGUUCGUCGUCUUCCCCCUAAUCCUCGUCUCCCUCAUCUUCAAUCGAAUCAAGGCCUAUUUCUCCCUCCAGCGCCUGCUGAUCUUCAUCCAGAUCUACCUCGCCAUCUACUUCGCCACUCUCUGCCUGUCCUCCGUCGCCACCGGACUCGAGCCGCUCCGGUUCUUCUACGCCGCCGCAAAGUCCACCUACGUCGCCGUCCAGGUGGUCCAAACCCUAGCUUACGUGUUGUACCUCCUGCUGCUGCUGAUGUACCUCGUCCUCGUGUUUUCUACGGAGACCCCUCUGGCGACGAAGCUAUUGGGCCUGGCCCAAACCUUAACGGGCUUAUUAGUGGGCCUACAUUAUUAUAUGACGGUAUUUCAUAGGGCCGUGCUACGUCAGCCGCCCAAGAUAAGCUGGAAAGCCCAUGGCCUUUAUGCCACGUGCUUCUUUCUGAUUUGUCUGUUAGCGAGAGUUGUUGACAGGAGGAAGAAGAGUUAUUAUUUGGAGGAUGGAGGGGAAGAGGGUAAACAAAGUUAGUUAAUUCUUUUUCUUUUUCUUCUUUUUUUUUUUGUUUAAAAUUUAUAUUUUUAAUGUAAUUUUCUAAAAGAGGCGUGACAUUAAAAAUAAUAAAAUGAAACGAAUGUUCUUCUGGUUU